Truncatella angustata is the source of this 1536-nucleotide messenger RNA. RefSeq names its product cytochrome P450. The transcript has 7 exons. Lineage: Eukaryota; Fungi; Ascomycota; Sordariomycetes; Amphisphaeriales; Sporocadaceae. The coding region runs from base 1 to 1536 and encodes 511 amino acids. The record is from RefSeq and is a predicted model, not a curated record. Gene Ontology annotation, molecular function: monooxygenase activity; iron ion binding; oxidoreductase activity, acting on paired donors, with incorporation or reduction of molecular oxygen.
AUGGCUGCUUCGGAUUUUCUCAAGAGGAUAGUAACCGAUAUUCCUUAUUCAUUCAAAGAUGUCGUGUCCUACUUUAUUUUUGCCACAGCCGUCACGUUGAUCCUUAGCUAUGCCAAAAGCUGGUAUAAGCUUCGCGAUUUCAAGGGACCAUGGGUAGCAUCAUUUUCGGAAUUCUGGCUUUUCAGGAAAGCCAUCACCGGAGAAAUGCAUCUUCAUCUUGCCGAUGUCUGCGCCCAAUACGGCGAUAGUUUGGUUCGUGUCGGACCGAAUGAAUUAGUUACUUCCGACCCGGAAAUUGGACGCCAUAUGUCAUCGACGAGGUUAAAGCAUCAAAAGGCACAGUGGUAUGCGAGCUUGAAAGUGGAUCCCUAUGUUGAUAACAUCUUUUCCGAACUUGACCCUGAUAAACAUGACAAGAUACGGGCACAGAUAUCCUCAGCUUUCACCUUGAAAGAAAACCCUCAUCUUAUGACUAAAAUUGACGAGUCUAUAAGCUUGUUUGUUGACUUGAUAGAGCGCAAGUACAUCUCUACCAGUACCGAGACAAAGCCCAUGGACUUUGCGCUCGUCUCACAAUACUUUAGCUUGGAUGUGAUCACCUCUAUUGUCUUCGGGCAUCCCUUUGGAUACCUUGCUGAAGACAAGGACAUCUAUGGUUACGUGGGAACCAUCAACCAGAUGCUACCGUUUGUCAGUGUCUGUUCAGCCACACCUACGCUUGGCAGGCUCUUCAAUAUGAAGUGGAUCCAAACACUCCUCGGGCCUAGCACGAAAGAUAAGGACGGACCUGGAAAACUUAUGGCCAUGGCACAACAGUAUGUUGGUACUCGAUUUGGCGCCGAGAAGGAGACCAAGGAUGAUAUGCUUGGGUCUUUCCUAUCACACGGAAUGGCCAAGCGACAAGCGGAAUCAGAAAUUCUCACCCAAAUCUUGGCGGGCUCAGAUACGACAUCUACAGCAGUCCGAGCUAUCUUCCUCUUUAUCAUCACAAAUCCCAAUGUACAUGCCAAGCUUUUGGCAGAGAUUGAUAGUGCCAUCCAGGAGAAUCAGAUUUCAAAUCCAAUUACUGACGAGCAAGCUAAGAAACUUCAGUAUCUGCAAGCUGUCAUCAAGGAAGGCUUGCGCAUCUGGCCACCUUUCACUGGAAUGCUAAUGAAGAAGGUCAACCCAGGAGGUGAAAUGAUCAAAGGACAAUUUGUCCCGGGGGGUACAAGCAUUGGUCACUGUGGUUGGGGAAUGCAACGCGGGCCUGAGUUUGGACACGACGUGAAUGUGUUUAGGCCAGAACGCUGGCUUGAGGCAGACGCGGAGCAAAAGAUUCAAAUGGAAAAGACAGUCGACAUCAUCUUCGGGUCGGGCCGAUGGGCCUGUCUUGGUAAAAUGAUUGUCUAUGUAGAGCUGAACAAGAUCUUCGUCGAGCUAUUACGACGUUUCGAAUUUGCGGUAGUUGACCCUGAUAAGGUAUGGAAUAGUCGGAACUUUACCUUAUUCCUUCAGAACAAGAUGUGGCUCCGGAUCACAAAGAGGAACAAGUGA